Nematostella vectensis (starlet sea anemone) is the source of this 613-nucleotide messenger RNA. RefSeq lists its product as uncharacterized. The coding region runs from base 94 to 564 and encodes 156 amino acids. The transcript is spliced from 3 exons. The record is from RefSeq and is a predicted model, not a curated record. NCBI's taxonomy places the organism in Eukaryota, Metazoa, Cnidaria, Anthozoa, Actiniaria, Edwardsiidae.
AGAAGCUGAAUUGAGCAGAUUUAUCAGAUCAAUUCUGAGCCGUAAGCGAAGAAACUGUCAAUUCUCAAAGUGAACCUUUACAAACCUCCCAGCAUGCAUCUCCAGCUGAGCAUUGCCGUGGUCGUGGUUCUACUUGCAACAAGCUGUGUGGGCGGAAAAGUUGGGGAAUACACGACCUCAGCCGGCCACAUGAAGAAUCUCUUGAAACACGCUCACUUGGAGUCUCACGGUUUCACACGGAAGGACGUGAUGGAGAGCAGACAAGUUCCCGGGUGUAAGGAACCGGUUGAUCAGGUCAAGUCUGUGUACUACAAGUCGGUGCAGUGUCACAAGGCCGCCGAGGUUGAAAAGCAGCUAAAUCGGCUGAUGAAGGGAGUCUUCGGGAAGAAAACGAACACCCAGGUGGCGCGUAAGACAAGUGCUCUUGGAAGAGGAGAGAUCUGUGAAGUAGGAAUGGAGGUCGACUUUAACAGCAAGACGACAUGCCAACCCGAGACCCCCAAGCGCGCGGAGGCAAAAGGAACCGCUACCUCUCGUCUCAUAAUCAUUAUUAUCUUUGGGUGAAAAUUAUUAUUAAUAAAGUGUGGAGAAUCAACUCCAUUUAACACAUUGA